UCAAUCACAGUUUACGAAAAUUCAUUUAAAAUGUUUCAAGACCGGGUGUGAAGUUCUGGGUUUCGCAACGUCUUGUUUAUAGCUUACAACGGAAAUUUCAUUAGUUUUGUCGCUUAAGAUAAAGUCUCGCCAGACAACGGAAGCUUCAGAACAACGUACAAACAAUCACUGCAUUGGUUCAAGAUCACACCACUUGAAUUUUUCGCUGCAGUGAAUCUGGUUACAUAAUUUUAUUUAUUCUUCACAAAUACGUCUUCAACUGCCAAAAAAAAAUCUUUUCUGGGCCGAGUUUGAAGAAAUUUAAGGAAUUCUUUCACCAUUUAGAGGAUUUUUGCAUUAAGAUUAGUGCUACAAGUUUACUCGUGCUCCGACUUGGAAGGCUACAGACAUGAGAGUAGGUUUAGAUUCGUCCUCCGAAGAAGAUGAACCUCUAUUUAAUAUGGAGGAUGUGGAACAAAGAGCGUUUGAAAAAGACAGGGAUCUGCCCCUGUGGAAGCGAUUUCUGAUCACGUUGAAAAAACUGGGAGAAGACAGGAACAGUUUGAAGUCCACACUUUGUUAUUGUGGUGUGUUCAUGGUAUUUGGAAUGUCAGAUGAAAUUCUGGGUCCUACUCUUCUCGAGCUCAAAUGUUUAACUGGAAAGUCUAUCACCCUCAUGAGCGUGCUGUUUUUUGUUCACGAUUUGUGCAACGUUUUUGGAUCAACAUCCGGAGGAUAUUUAGUCGAUCGAUUCAAUCCCAAUGUCCUGGUGACAAUAGCUCUCGGCCUAAGUGCUAUUUGCAUCAUAGCCAUUCCACUCAGUCAUAUCUUCGUCAUCAUGCUGUUUUUGGCUGGAGUAUUUGGCGGGUGUUUCGGCGCCACGGACACGUUCACAACCGUGCAACUGAUACGCAUGUAUGGCAAACAGGUCUCUCCGUAUUUGCAGGCUCUCCAUUUUGCAUAUGGUUGCGGCGGAUUCUUGAGCCCGCUGAUAGCACGGCCUUUCCUACGGCGUCGCUGUGUUCUGGUAGUGAACUAUACGACUAUUGUCGAUGAAUGGCCGUACGCAAAUUCUACUACUGGUAUUGACAAUUCUACACACAUAUUCCACACUCAGGAAGAGACACACCGUGAUACUCAUGUGCGUUGGGCCUACUGGAUUGUAGCCCUGUUGCACCUUCCAGUUAUAUUUGGUUUGCUGUGGCUGAUGUUUACGCGCAAGUUGGCAAAAAUAACAGGAACUCUCAAAAAAUACGAAUAUGAGAUGUACGAUGAACAAAGACUCAAUAAUCCAGGCUACAACCAUCACAUGGUUACAUUGUAUCUUAACGGAAACCCUCCAUGGCUAAAGGUCUUUGGAGACGAUCAGAAACCACGAGUUGUUGUCGUCACAGUUCUGACGUCACUGAUUCUGCUGCUGUACGAUGGUCUUAUGGCCACAUUUGGUGCCUUUGUGUAUUCCUACGCCGUUAAAGGAGCAGUUCACAUCAAACCGAGUCACGCGGCUUAUCUUAACUCCCUCUUCUGGGGUUCUCUAUCAGUUGGUCGAUUUGUGUCCAUACCUGUAGCCAUGUAUGUGAAGCCUCCCACAAUGCUGAUGAUAAACUUGGUUGGCUGCCUUUUGUCGACACUUUUCAUGUUAAUAUUUGAAGAAAGUGAGCCUGCACUCUGGUUAGGGACAGCGGGGGCUGGCCUAUUCAUGAGCAGUGUCUUCCCAACCAGCAUUGCGCUCGCCGAGUAUUACAUCGACCUCACAGCUCCCGUGACCAGUGUAAUGAUCGUCAGUGCAGCUCUGGGAGAACUUAUUUUACCCCUGGUAGUAGGACAGGUUUUCGAGAGACUGGGUCCCGUUAGUUUUCUGGCAAUUGCGUUCUGCGCAUGCUUUAUGGCUCUGAUGAUAUUCAUCCUUUUGCGGUCAGCGGAAAGAUCAGAGACUGACUGGCUUGGAUUUUUCUGGUUCGUUUGGUGUGGUCAACCUCCAAGUUCUGCAAACCAGCCAACAUACCAAACACAAGCCCACGACCCUACUCCUACCGUGGAAACUGGAGACAACCCUCCGAUAGAGACAGUGGAGCUGAACAUUCAAGGAUAGCAAAAUUGGGUUUUAGGUCAUAACGUCUUCUUUAGGUGGCCUAAAGUCGGUUUCUUUGGUUUUUUUUAACAAAAGUGUUUGCAGGAGGCACGUUUCUUCGCCCAUUGGAAUAUUUGAGACUAGUCGGAAAAGAGGUUUGCUGAGGGUUAGUGCCAGGCCUCUUUCAGACCCCUGGCUGGCACGAGGCGCCGAAGCACCAUUUAGGAAGGCCCGAUCGCCGGCUAAUGAUAUCGUAAUGCUGCCUUUUUUUUUCUUUCCUUUCCUCCAAAGGCUGAUUGGCUGUGAUUGCGGUUGAAGAAUCUAUUAAAGGAUAGAAUAGUUGUUUUUUGAGUGCACACAGUGUAUUUUUGCUUUGGUGAUUUCAAGCAUCUGUUCAAAUACUUUAAUUAUCUCCAAGAUAAUAUCAACUGCUCUCUCAUUUAGAUUUAGAUUUCGUUUGAUGGUUUUUCUUUGUUUGUUUUUUGGAAGCAUCAUGCUAAAAAUUGUGGUUGACGAUCAUUUAAACAAGAAAUUGUUAAACAAAGAAAUCGUUUGAAACCUUCUAAAACCUUAAAACCUUAAAUUUGGGAUUAGCAGACGAAACUUCAGAGUGUUUUUAGGUCAGUAUUUAAAAUCCUAUGUAAUGACGUUAUUUUUGUGUAUAGAUGGAAGUGGUGUUUUUGGGGUCAUUGAAAAUUUCUUCUGGGCUGAUUUGGCAAAUAAACCUUAGUUCCCUAAUAAUCCUUUCAGAAAUAAAAAGGGACAGCUUAUUUUAAUCUGCUGAACUGAUCUCCCCAGCCUUCUCUUCCUGUUCUGUGACAUUCGGUUAAGGCUUUAUAUUUUGCCUUUUUUUCCACCUUUGUUUUUUAACACGUUCAUGCUUUUCA
Molecule: messenger RNA, 2937 nt
Organism: Pocillopora damicornis (cauliflower coral)
Lineage: Eukaryota; Metazoa; Cnidaria; Anthozoa; Scleractinia; Pocilloporidae
Product: solute carrier family 60 member 1
Biological process (GO): transmembrane transport
Molecular function (GO): D-glucose transmembrane transporter activity
Source: RefSeq, a predicted model, not a curated record